CAGUUAAGUACUGUUAGCAACACUGUUCCGUCGACGGCCAAGCUAAACCCAGAGAAGGGACAAUUCACAGCAGAGGAACUACUACGAUUGGAAGCAACUAAAAUUGAAAGGAUGAGCUGUUUACGUUCUCGAACAAGGUGGUUGCCGGAGGAGGAUAGACGGUUAUUGGACCUAGCUGAACGAUAUCAGAGAAAGUGGACAUACCUUACAAGAUUCUUCGUAGAUCGGCCAGCCGCAAAUUUAUGUAAUCGUUAUAAAAUGCUCAUAAAUGAAAUCAAAUUAGGCGGUUGGUCGAAAGAGGAAUUAGAGGAAUUGCAAAAUUUCGGCAAUGGGCGCUCGUACGACGAAAUCGACGAUUGGGAAAAGCUUAAAGAGUCGCCGCUUUUUCAUAAUCGUCCGUUAUCUAUGGUUAAGGCAACGUAUAAGCAUUCCUUUGAUCCCCGAAUUCAUAAGGGCCGUUGGACUCGGGAAGAGUCUGAUAAAUUAGAGAAAUAUGUCGCUAUGUUUGGAGAAGACGAAAUGGAUAAGAUUGCUCAGUUUAUUGGUACACGUACAAAACGACAAUGUCUAGAACGUUGGCGUUGGCAAAUGUCUGGGAAGAAAAAGGGACGAUUUACAGCCGAAGAGGAUCAGAAAAUAAUGGAAGCAGUGAAGUUGUAUGGAGAGAAUUUUGCAGCUAUCUGUAAAGUCACGGGAAUUAAUCGCACCCCUCGUCACGUAUCCCAGCAUUAUCAUCAUAGAUUGAAUCCAGCCACAGAUAGAUCGCCGUGGACAACCGAAGAAAUGAAGCAAGUGUAUGAAACUUGCCUA
Messenger RNA from Mycotypha africana, 810 nucleotides. RefSeq lists its product as uncharacterized. The record is from RefSeq and is a predicted model, not a curated record. The annotation marks the transcript as partial. The transcript has a single exon. Lineage: Eukaryota; Fungi; Mucoromycota; Mucoromycetes; Mucorales; Mycotyphaceae.